AUGGCAGCUAUUUACACGAUCCUCGUGCUUUUCCUGGCAGUUUUUGUUGCUGGAUUGAUACUGUUGGUCAUGGCGGCAUUUAAUUUUGAUUUCUCCAACUCUGAAAUUCCUCCUGGAGUGAAUGAACCUGUGAAGCUUCGAAUCACUCACGUUAUUUUGAUAAGCACGGCUGUGGUGGGAAAGAUUUUGGAAAAGAUUGGCAUCUGUAGCCAGAUCAGCUUUGUUCGGUACAUGCAAGGCAUUAAGGCUCUGGGAGCAGACCAGAAGCUCCUCAUUGAGGACCUGUGCUUUGAGAAAGUGCCUGUAAGGAUUUACCAGCCCAAGGCUCCAUCUGCCAGCCCAAGGAGAGGAGUAAUGUUUUUCCAUGGAGGAGGAUGGGUGUUUGGAAGUGUUGAGACCCAUGAAAGCCUGUGCCGCUCUCUUGCCCGAGGAAGUGACUCGGUGGUUGUGUCUGUCGGGUAUCGUUUAGCUCCUGAGCACAAAUACCCUGCUGCGUAUGAAGACUGCCUUCAUGCUUCCAUACACUUUAUGAGGAAUGCAGAGCACUAUGGGGUGGAUCCUGCCCAGAUCAGUGUCUGUGGGGACAGUGCUGGGGGCAAUCUAGCGGCUGCUGUUAGCCAGACCCUGGCAGGCAGAGCAGACCUCCCCAGGCUGCGUGCUCAGAUCCUGAUCUACCCAAUACUGCAGGCACUGGACUUCAAUUUGCCAUCCUAUAAGCAAAAUCAGGCAGUCCCUCUCUUAUUCCAAGAACGCGCUGCUUUCUAUGUGUUACAAUACCUGAACGGGAACGCCUCAAAUCUGGAACAACUCCUGGAGGGUUCACACAUCCCUAUAGAUGUCCGAUUAAAUUAUAGGAAGUGGGUGAGUGAAGAUUACAUCCCUGAGAGGUUUAAAGUUAGGGGCUACAAGCCACAUGUGCUACUGGACUGUUCAACUGAGGUUUAUGAGACGGUGAAGCGGUUCUGUGAGCCCAACCUGUGCCCCCUGCUAGCUGAAGAUGCUGUUGUUCACCAGCUGCCCGAGUCCUUCAUCUUGACUUGUGAAUAUGAUGUGCUGAGGGAUGAUGGCUUGCUGUACAAGAAGAGGUUGGAGGACAACGGAGUCCAAGUGACCUGGUGCCACCUCGAGGAUGGGUUCCAUGGAAUCAUCAACUCAUUUAAUAGUGAAUGGAUGUCGUUUUCAUCUGGAAAAAGAGGUCUGGACAAUAUUGUGAACUUCCUAAAAAGUUUAUAG
Messenger RNA from Centrocercus urophasianus (Greater sage-grouse), 1233 nucleotides. Its product is annotated as arylacetamide deacetylase-like 4. The transcript is spliced from 4 exons. Bases 1 to 1233 code for a protein of 410 amino acids. The record is from RefSeq and is a predicted model, not a curated record. Lineage: Eukaryota; Metazoa; Chordata; Aves; Galliformes; Phasianidae. Gene Ontology annotation, cellular component: membrane. Gene Ontology annotation, molecular function: carboxylic ester hydrolase activity.